AUGACUGAUAUUACCAAUCCUCCGCUGGAAGAUAAUAAUGAAAUUGACUGGGGUAAUGAAAGAUUGAGUCGAGCCCAACGCGCAGUGGAAGCAAACACUUACGAUGUUGACUCAUGGUCAUUGCUUAUCCGUGAGGCACAAACCAGAGACAUUAAUGAAAUGCGGCAGAUGUAUGAGAAAUUAAUCUCUGCAUUUCCUACAACAGGGCGAUACUGGAAGAUUUAUAUUGAACAGGAGAUGAAGGCAAGAAAUUUCGAAAAGGUUGAAAAGCUGUUUCAGAGAUGUUUGAUGAAGAUUCUCAACAUUGAGCUGUGGAGGCUGUACCUCAAUUACGUGAAGGAGACUAAGUGCAUGCUGCCUACCUACAAAGAAAAGAUGGCUCAAGCGUACGAUUUUGCCCUUGACAAAAUAGGACUGGAUAUCCACGCGUAUCCUAUCUGGAACGAUUACAUCACAUUUUUAAAGAGCGUUGAGGCUAUCGGCUCUUACGCUGAGAACCAGAAGAUAUCUGCCGUCAGAAAGGUGUACCAAAGAGCCGUUAUAACGCCCAUAAUUGGAAUAGAAACUCUAUGGAAGGACUACAUAUCGUUUGAACAGAGCAUCAACACUAUUAUUGCUGAACGUAUGGCAAUGGAGCGCUCCCGGGAAUACAUGAACGCUCGUCGUGUUGCUAAAGAGUUGGAGACAGUUACUCGAGGGUUGAAUAGGAACAUGCCUGCAACACCACCCACCGCUGACAGAGAGGAAAUGAAACAAGUGGAACUUUGGAAGAAAUAUAUUACCUGGGAGAGAUCGAACCCACUACGUUCUGAGGACACAGCGUUAGUCGCUCGACGAGUAAUGUUCGCUAUUGAACAAUGCCUCCUGUGUUUAGCGCACCAUCCCGAUGUGUGGCAUCAAGCUGCCCAGUUCUUAGACCAUUCUGCCAAACUACUACAAGAAAAAGGGGACUCAAACGCCGCCCGGCUGUUCUCUGACGAAGCGGCUGCUGUGUACGAGAGAGCUACCAGCGGUCCCCUGAAACAGUCCACGCUGUUGCACUUCGCACACGCCGACUAUGAGGAGAGCAGGCUACAUUAUAAUAAGGUUCACCAAGUAUACACUCGUUACUUAGACAUGGAGGAUAUAGACCCGACGUUAGCCUACGUACAAUAUAUGAAGUUUGCGCGGAGAGCUGAAGGUAUCAAAUCGGCCAGGACUGUCUUCAAGAGAGCUAGAGAGGAUCCGAGGUCUCGUUACCACGUAUUCGUGGCGGCCGCUCUAAUGGAAUACUAUUGCUCAAAGGACAAGAACAUAGCGUUCAGAAUAUUUGAGCUGGGUCUAAAGAAGUUUUCUCACAUUCCUGAGUAUGUGCUGUGUUAUAUAGACUACCUGUCGCAUUUAAACGAGGACAACAAUACACGUGUGCUCUUCGAACGAGUCCUCUCCUCCGGUAGUUUAAAACCGGAGAGUUCAGUGGACAUAUGGAACAGGUUUUUGGAGUUUGAGUCCAAUAUCGGGGAUUUAGUCAGUAUUGUAAAAGUUGAGAAGCGGAGACAAGCUGUGCUGGAAAAGAUCAAAGAGUUUGAGGGCAAAGAAACAGCGCAGUUGGUCGACAGAUACAAGUUCCUGGAUCUAUACCCUUGCAGCAUCGCUGAACUAAAGUCUAUAGGAUAUACUGAGGUGGCUUCUAUGUCGAACAAAUCGUGGGCUUUAGGUGGCGCUCUGGCUGGAAUAUCGCCGGAAUUAGCAGCCGUUAUACUCGGACAAAAAGAUAACGACCCGAACAAGGACAUCGCCAGACCCGACACCAAUCAGAUGAUACCUUACAAGCCUAAAGUGAACCCACUACCAGGCGAACAUCCUAUAUCAGGAGGUACAUUCCCGUUGCCAGCAGCAGCAGCCCACCUGUGUACCCUGAUGCCGCCGCCGACUUGCUUCCGCGGACCCUUCGUCUCCGUAGACAGACUCAUGCAACUAUUUAAUAGGAUCUCUUUACCUGACAAACCACCAGCGCCUACACAAGAGAAUGGCUGCGACACGAAGCUAUUCGACCUGGCGCGCUCCGUGCACUGGAUCGUCGAUGAUGAGGGCAUCACCACUGUCGCCAGCAAGGCUCGUCGACGAAAAUUAGGUGAAGACUCCGAUGAUGAUGAACUGGGUGUAGCGCCUCCAGUCAACGAUAUUUACCGCCAGCGGCAACAAAAACGAGUCAAAUAG
Molecule: messenger RNA, 2199 nt
Organism: Arctia plantaginis
Lineage: Eukaryota; Metazoa; Arthropoda; Insecta; Lepidoptera; Erebidae
Source: the annotation of a GenBank genome assembly